Molecule: messenger RNA, 7201 nt
Organism: Enhydra lutris kenyoni (northern sea otter)
Lineage: Eukaryota; Metazoa; Chordata; Mammalia; Carnivora; Mustelidae
Gene: KNL1
Product: kinetochore scaffold 1
Exons: 26
Coding region: 62-7072 (2336 amino acids)
Biological process (GO): cell division; attachment of spindle microtubules to kinetochore; protein localization to kinetochore
Cellular component (GO): nucleus
Source: RefSeq, a predicted model, not a curated record
CCAAACAAGUCUGAGCAGCCUUUGUCAAGAAGCUGGACUGCGAAAAAGGUUUUCUUCAAAAAUGGAUGGGAUGUCUUCAGAGGCUAAUGAAGAAAAUGACAAUAUGGACAGACCUGUUAGAAGACGACAUUCUUCGAUCUUGAAGCCCCCAAGGAGUCCUCUUCAGGACCUUAGAGGUGGGAAUGAAACAGUUCAGGAAUCUAAUGCUUUGAGAAAUAAGAAAAGCUCUCGUCGAGUCAGCUUUGCAGAUACUAUAAAAGUAUUCCAGACAGAAUCUCAUAUGAAAAUAGUAAGAAAGUCAGAAAUUGCAGAAACAGAAGUGGGAGAAAAUGUUCUGUUUAUACAGAGUAAGAAUCCAGAAGAUAACUACUGUGAGAUUACUGGGAUGAACACAUUGCUUUGUGCUCCCAUUCAGACCCAGAUGCAACAGAGAGAGAUUUCAAUUACAGAAUACAACCAUGAAAGGAAACAUGCAAAUGACCAAACAGUCAUCUUUUCGGAUGAAAACCAGAUGGAUCUAACAAGAAGUCACACCGUAAUGAUUAACAAAGGCCUUUUAGAUUGUACUACAAGUGAAAAGUCCACUAAGAUAGAUACUACAUCAUUUCUGGCUAACUUAAAGCUCCAUACUAAGGAUUCAAGAAUGAAAAAAGAAUUAAAUUUUUCCAUGGAUCAAAGCACUUCUUCAGAAAAGAAAAUAAAUUUUAAUGACUUCAUAAAAAGAUUGAAAACAGGAAAAUCUAAUGCUUUUCCUACAGGACCUGAUAAAGAAAAUUUUGAGAUAUCUGUUCAUCCCAAAGAAUCAAAUAGGGCCUCUUCUGUACAUCAAAUGCAUGUGUCUCUUAAGGUAGAUGAAAAUAGUAAUAAUAUGACUAGAACCUUUAGAGAACAAGAUGAUGGGAUGAAUUUCACCCAGUGUCAUACAGCCAAUAUUCAGACUUUAGUUCCCACAUCCACUGAGGCCAGCUUAAGGGAAUUUAAAGGUGAUGAUAUUACAAUUUAUGGCAAUGAUUUUAUGGACUUGACAACUAAUCACACUAUACAGAAUUUACCCUCAGCAGAUAAUUUAUCUAAUAUAGAAAAUCAAACUCAAAAUGUCAUGAUGGAAGUUAUGACAGAUUAUGGAACUGAAGAUCCAGAAAAGAAGACAGUCUUUAAGAAUAAACCAAAUGCUGCUUUUCAAGACCCUUCUUUAAACCCUAAUGGUGAAAUACAUAUUACCAAAAGUCGUAUUACAGAAACUCACAUAGUCACACAGACUUCUAACCAAGAUGCCAGCACUUUGGCCAUAAUCCCAGGAUCUAUAUGUUCCAGCUCAGCUACUCAAGAUUAUAAGACAUUUUUCUGUUCUAGUAGUAAUGAUGCCAUGGAACUGACCAAGUGUCUCUCAGGUAUGAGAGAAGUGAAGAAUUUGCUGAAGAAUGAUAGUAAUUAUUCUAAAACUUAUCCCAAUCCAGAUGCCAUCUCUCUUCUCACAGAGAAAACUAUUUAUUCAGGAAUGGAUAACAUGGACAUUACCAGGAGUCAUACAGUUGUGAUAGAUAAUCAGAUUUUUAAAGAAGAUCACACAAAUACACAGAGAGCAGACACACCAAUAUCUGAAAAAGAAAUGAUGCUCCAAAAUCUCAUAAGCAGGUCAGAGGAUGGGGAAAUGAAUAUAAAUUGUAGCUCAGUUCCUCAUGUACCUAAGGGAAGAUUACAGCAGAGCCUGGCAAAUUCUUUGUCUAUUUUAUUGACUGGCAAAAAGACUGAAAUUUUCGCAGGUGAAGAUAUGGAUUUGACUAAAAAUCAUACAGCUAACUUGGGAAGUCAAUCUCCUCUUGUAUCUUGCAAUCUAAUAUCUGAGAAUACUAGUAAAUUUCACUCUCACAGCAAAAGCCCUUCAGAUGAAUGGAAAGAAAUGACCAAAAGUCAUAUUGAACCAUCCCAACAGCCAGACAUAAUAUCUAAAAACAUUCCAACUGACACCUGGAGUAAAGAAAAAGAUCAAGUUUUAAAGACUGCACCCUAUCUUGGUAAAGAUUCUCCUCAGUCAGCUGAUAUUAAUCAAGACAUAGCAACAAGCCACAGAAAUCUUGAGAAACAAAUAGAACUGGGAAAUAAUAGAAAUAUAGUUUCAUGUGAGGCAUCUUUGUUUCCUACCACAGAGCCACUAUUUUCAUUAGAAGAACAGUCUACCGUGAAAAAUCACAAUAUUGCUGUUAACAGUUACACAGUGAAAUCUGUAUCGGGCCAGAAUUCUAAACUGCCUGAGCCACUGAGGAAAAGUGUAGGCAAUCCCACACCUGACUGUUCCCAUAACAAGACAAUUAUUUGUUCAGAGGAGGAACAAAAUAUGGAUCUAACCAAGAGUCACACUAUUGUCAUUGGAUUUGGUCCUUCUGAAGUACAAGAAUUGGGUAAGACUAAUUUAGAAAAUACUAACUGCCAGCUAACAACAGUAGACAGAAAGAUAGCUGUAAAUGUUGAAAAAUGUAAUAAAAGUCCUACAGAAAAAACUGGAGUAUUUGUUUCUAAUGAUAAUAUAGACAUUUUAGAAGACAAAAGCAUUCAAAAACUUGGAUUUCUGAAUGAAAAUCAAGAUGUCAAAAUUUAUGGAAGAAAAAGUGUUGGCAGGCAAAAAGUUAAUAAGACUAUUGUAUUUUCAGAAGGUGAUGAGAAUGAUAUGGAUAUCACCAAGAGUUAUACAGUGGAAAUAAAUCAUAAAGCUUUAUUAUAUGAACAAGAUUCCCAUUUGACAGAAACUUCUAAAACUGUUUUGUAUACAUGUGGGCAAGAUGACAUGGAAGUCACUAAAAGUCACACAACUGCCUUAGAAUGUAAAACUGGCUCACCAGAUAAAAUAACCACUAGGCCUAUAGAAAAAACUGUAAUGUUUAUAGAUAAUUACAAUGAGCUGGAAAUGACAAAGUCCCACACUGUUUUCAUUGACUACCAAGCAAAGGAGAGGACUGUGCUUACAGACAGACUUGACUUUGAAGUAUCCAAAAGGAAUAGCCUAGAAAAGCCAAAAGUGUCACCUGCUUCUACUGAGGAGAAUGUUUCCUUUCCAGAGAAUGGUGAAAGUGACCAUUCAGCAGCAAAAGUCAAUGAGCUAACACUAGCAAGGGGAUGGUCUAACAAUGGUCCUGUAGAGAAAGCUGUAGGAUUUAUAGCUGGUGAUCAUAUGGAAGUGUCUAAAUCAAGCUUUUGGGAAAAUAAUGAAGAUGUACAGAAGCCUGAAUUUCUGAAUGAAACUAUAGCAGGCAAAAGUCAGAGAAGGAAGAGCCUUAGACUAAAAAAUAACAAGACUGCUGCAUUUUCUAAAAAUGAUAAAAAUGAUAUGGAUAUCACCCAUAGCUAUACAGUAGAAAUAAACAAAACUGCCCUGGAAGAUAGAGAGAAUUCCCAUUUGGUACCUUUGGCAGGAGAUUCUAAAACUGUUUUGUAUACAUGUGGGCAGGAUGACAUGGAGAUGACUAGAAGUCACACAACUGCCUUAGAAUGUAAAACUGUCUCACCAGUUAAAAUAACUACCAGGCCGAUAGAAAAAACUGUAAUGUUUGUAGAUAAUCACAGUGAUCUGGAUGUCACCAAGUCCCAUACUGUUUUCAUUGAUUGUCAAGACACGGAGAAAGUUCUUCAAGAGUACCCUAAAUUUGGAAUAGCUAAUGGAAAAAUCUUGGGUAUUUCUUUUCAUAAUGAUGGUAGCUCUGUUCAAGAAAACAUUGAAAAACAAGCACUGGCGGUAGAAAACAAAAUUGUUCUUUACACUAAGCAAAAGCAUCAUGUGAUACCUUCUGUUCCUACUAAUACAUUGUCUGGGGGUCAAAGUGAGUUAGAAAUUAUCAAAUUCAAAAGCACUGUGGAUGAAGAGGUCAUGGGGAGUGUUGUAGACCAGGCCUGUACACUGGAAAAAGCCAAAAUUGGAAGCUGUCAGUUAAAUAGUACAGAAAAAAGAAAUAAGGAUUUUACAAAUAGUCAUGCAACUGCUAUGUGUGGAUCCAGUGAUAAUUAUUCCCAUUUACAAAAUGCUAUUUCCUGUUUUGAUAAUUUGGAGGGGAAUGCCAUGACCUUAGGUGAUAAAGAUGAGAAGACCAGUAAUUGUCCAGUGCAAAAUGACCUUACUUAUGUAAACAAUUUAGCCAAUGAAUAUUACUUGAAAUCUAAGGGACUACCUCUCUCUGCUUCUUGUUCUUUGUUAGAAAAGGAAAAAGUGACUCGAACCACUAUCAAAGGACAGCCAGACUGUGUUAAAACAGUGCUCAAAGAUCAAGAUCUGAUUAAGGAGCCCCCAAAUUUAAUAGCUAAUCAGACUUUACUACCUAGUCAAGAUCUGGGGGAGAUAACUAAACCUAAUUCAAAACGAGUAUCUUUUAAACUCCCAGAAGAUCAAAUGGAGGGCUUUGUUGAUAUGCCAGAACAUAAUUUAAAGAUGACCUUUGUUGAUGAUGUUUGUGUUACUUCUCAGCCUCAUCUCUCAAGCCAGCUACCUCUAUUACCUCAACAAAGACAGAUAAUUGUGAAUAAAGAUGAAAUGAUAUCAUCUCAUGCUGGAAAUAAGAAUUUAAAUAUUGUCACAGAAAAUUCCUCUGUACCUACAUGUGAAAAUGAGUCCAAAAUGCUCAAUAAUGACCAACAGUUUACUAUACCCUGUAAAAAAGAGCCGAGGAAGAAUAUUCAGGCAGCUAAAUGUAAUACAGAUUUCCACAGUAAUUCAGACUUGCCUAAGCAAGUUAUUCAAACUCAUGCUAAUUCUAGAGAAGCAUUGGAUCCUGCAAUUGCAUCUAAUACUGCAAGUUUUAGUAGUGUCAGAUCUAAUCUGAAUAAUUUGAAUGGAAAACCUGAAGAAUUUUUAAAUUUCCAAACUCCUCAUGUACCACCUUCCCCAGAACAAUUACUUGGGUUAACAAAUAAGGCACACAAUCAUAUGAGUAUAGUGCAAGCUACAGAAAUACAUAGUAUUAACACAAUGCCCAGCAAUGUUGAAGAUGAUAGAGAUGAAGAAAGUAAAAUUUCUCAUAAUGGAACUGAAACUAACUCUGUACCACUCACGACAGUUGUAAAAGAUAAAGUGAGGCGAUGUUCCCUGGGAAUAUUUUUGCCCAGAUUGCCAAACAAGAGAAAUUGUAGUGUCACUGGUAUUAAUGACCUGAAGCAGUUUCAAGCAGACGCAACUGAUUUAAAUCACUUAGAAACUCAACCAGUCUUCAGUAAGGAGUCAAGCAUUGAAUUUGGUGCAGCUAAACUGACCUUAAGUCCAUCUCAAUAUAUAAAUGAAGAAAACCUUCCUGCAUAUCCUGGUGAGAUUAAUUCCUCAGAUUCUAUUACCAUAGAAACUGAGGAAAAGUCUUCGAUUGAGACAUAUCAAAAAGAGGUUUCACCAUCUGAAAAUAAAAUAAGAGAAAUCUGCAAUAGCCAAAAAAGAACCUGGAUACAAGAAGAGGAUGAUAUGCAGAAUGAGAAAAAAAUCAGGAAAAGUGAGAUUAGGUUUAGUUAUACUGCACAAGAUCAGGAGGUUUUUGAUCACCAUGCUGAAGGGGAUAUAGAUAAAAAUGCUAACAGUGUUUUGAUAAAAAGCCUGAGCAGGACACCAUCUAGUUGCAGCAGUUCUCUUGAUUCAAUCAAGGCCGAUGGGACCUCUCUCGACUUCAGCACACAGCACAAUAGUCAAAUGGAAUCACAGUUUCUCAGAGACACUAUUUGUGAAGAGAGCUUGAAGGAGAAACUGAAAGAUGGGAAAAUUACAUUAAAGGAGUUCUUUAUACUUCUUCAGGUCCACAUUUUGAUACAGAAACCUCGACAGAGCAAUCUCCCAGCCAAAUUUACUAUAAACACACCACCUACGCCAGAAGACCUGAUGUUAAGUCAGUAUGUUUACCGACCCAAGAUACAGAUUUAUAGAGAAGAUUGUGAAGCUCUUCGGCAGAAGAUUGAAGAAUUAAAGCUUUCUGCAUUGAACCAGGAUAAACUGUUGACUGAUGUAAAUAGGAACCUGUGGGAAAAAAUGAGACACUGCUCUGAUGAGGAGCUGAAAGCCUUUGGAAUUUACCUGAACAAAAUAAAAUCACGUUUUACCAAGAUGACUAAAGUCUUCACUCACCAAGGAAAAGUGUCUCUCUACAGCAAGCUGGUACAGUCAGCUCAGAAUGAGAGGGAGAAACUUCAGAUAAGGAUAGAUGAGAUGGACAACGUACUUAAGAAGAUUGAAAACUAUCUCACUGAGGUUGAAAUAGAAACUAAGAAUUUGGAGGAUGGAGAGAAAGACAGUCCUAUGGAAGAAUGGGAUUCUGAAAUGAGAGCUGCAGAGAAAGAACUGGAACAGCUGAAAACUGAAGAAGAAGAGCUUCAAAGAAAUCUUUUAGAACUGGAAGCACAGAAAGAACAGACCCUUGCUCAAAUAGACUUUGUACAAAAACAAACAGAUAGAACUGAAAAGCUACUGGAUCAGUUGAGCUUGUCUGAGUGGGAAGUCAUUGAGUGGAGUGAUGAUCAAGCUGUAUUCACCUUCCUUUAUGACACAAUAGAACUCACCAUCACCUUUGGAGAGACAGUAGUUGGUCUCCCUUUCCUGGACAAAGCUUAUAGGAAGAUUGUUGACCUGAAUUUUCAAUCUCUGUUGGAUGAGGAUCAAGCUCCUCCUUCUUCCCGUUUAGUUCAUAAGCUUAUUUUCCAGUACAUUGAGGAACAGGAAUCCUGGAAGAAGAAAUGUACAACACAGCAUCAAGUACCUAAGAUGCUUCAAGAAGUCUCACUGGUAGUGAGCCAUUGUAGACUCCUUGGAGAGGAAAUUGAGUUUUUAAAGAGAUGGGGACCAAAUUAUAACCUAAUGAACAUAGAUGUGACUAAUACUGAAUUGAGACUUUUAUUCUCCAGCUCUACAGCAUUUGCAAAAUUUGAGAUAACUUUGCCUCUCUCAGUCCAUUUUCCAACUGUCCCAUUACCUUUCUCCAUUCAAAAUCACCUUGGAAACAUUGGCCAAGAUGAAAUCACUGCAAUUCUAUCUAAAGUGCCACUGGAGGACAACUACCUAAAGAAUGUAGUCAAGCAAAUUUACCAAGAUCUGCUUCAGGACUGCCAUUUCUACCACUAGACGCAUGGACUAUAGCUACAAGAGCCAAGCACAGUGCACUUCAUAAUGAUAUUAUGUCAGCUUAUCUAUCUCUGUUUAAUUUUUGUCUUUAGGUCCUAGAAAGAAGCCUAGUAAAAUUCCUUCUCAUGA